UAUGUCUAGUAACACGAAAACAAAGAUGGCGUCGAACAGGCAGCCCGUUGCCAAAGGAGGUUUGUGGACAUCACAUUCAGCUCCUGUGAGCAAGGAAACUCAAAACCUACUGAAAGUUAUGAUGGAGGAAUCGAAAUUAACAAACUUUCAGCGGAGACAGUUGCAGGAAAACAUGAAAAAAGGUGAAUCUCUGCCCGUUGCUUGCAACCCCACAACCAGCAGAAAUGGAAGAGUACAGCCAAGAAGCACACCAAAGAAAUCCUUACCCAAAGUCAUGAAUGCCAGGCAUCUCUCAGGUGGAAAGAGACCAAAGGAAGCAAUUGACAUUCAGCAAAGCUCAGUACCACAAGAAAUUUACAAACCUCCUCCAGGAAAGUUGAUUUCUGAGAAAGAUAAAAGAAGACUACAGAAUGUGAUGGCUUAUGGUGAGGAUGGUAAAAACAUUGAAGAUGUUCCAAGACAGAAAAAACCUUCCCCUAGAGAAAUGGUGCAGGAAAAAGAAGUUGAUCGAUUUGAUGAAGUUCUUCAAGAAAUAGAGGAUAGAAAAGCUUUCUUAGAUGAGAUGGAAGAGCUUGGACAGGGCAAACAGUAUAGAACAAUAAUAUCAACAGAAAUAUCACAGAAAAUAAGAGAGCUUGAACUAAUAGACAAAGAAAGAAGCAAAGAGCUCAACCUUGUUGAGUAACAAGAACCAGAGCAACAGUGACAAAUAGUGUGGAGUGAUCAAGAAUCAUGGCUGAAAAAAUUGCAGAAAGUGUAAAUUAAGCUUGUAGCUAUGACUAAAAAUGACAGGGGGGGUGAAGUGAAUGCUGACAACAGGUCAUUUCGAGUGAUACAUCUUGGGAGCUUUUUAUCAGUUAUUAAUUAUUAAUAAGGAAUUUGUGAAAGAGGUAAACAAAAUUAUCUUUGAUUUUCUCUAAAAGGAAUGUUUUGCUCUUGCUAGCGACAUCAAAGAUGGAGGACUUACAUGUACAGCACCACAUUUAGGUUCUAUAGUAGAAACCCAGGCAGUACUUUGUUGUACAAAAUUGGCAAGCUAUCAACUGAUAUCUUGAACUUCUUCAAGGUAAAUUUGUCUUGUGUUACAGUUACGAUUUGAACAAAUAGCUAUAAAGCUCCCAACAUUUUAUGAAGAGUGCUCAGAUAUAAGAGUCGCAAAAUGCUCUGCAGUUAAUUACACAAGUGUACAGGAUCUAAAUGGACAAGACCUUUAACCAACUCUUCCUAGGAGCAGUAAAUUUAUUUGUAUAGGAGGCAUGUCUGAGCAUUUUAAAAAUCUUGUAGGUAAAGGAAUUCUUAAAAUGGGGAAUCUAAUCUCCUAUAACAAUGAAAUUUUUGUCAAAAGUUCUUACAAGUUUUGCAAUUUGAUGCCCUUAGACUUGUUUCUUUGAGAAAUGCCUUACCAGUUGAAUGGCAUGAAUCAAUGGCUUGCUAGUUUAAAGUGUACUUGUUGCAAUGACAUACAGACAACACUUUCGGAUUUACUCACAAUACAUACUACAGCUACUUGUAAAAAACACUGUUUAUUAAAUUAUAUUUAUUACAUCGUAAAAUUUUGUAUCUGAGAUAUAUUUAUAUACAUUUGUCAUAGUUAAGCAUUAUUUAAUACACGUCUAACAAUUUAUGCAAUCAAUUAAUUCACCCUGUGAUUUACCCUUCCAUUCCCAAGCCCAAGAUUCAAUUAUUCGUAAUUUAUUAUCUACAUAGAUAUCUACAUGUAACCAUUUCUCCAAGAGUUGGUUGAGAAAAUGUGGUGGUAUACCAAGAAAUAAGUUGUGCUAGUUAAUGACGAUUUUAAAUAUUUUCACUCGUGUGCAAUUUGUCGCACCAUGUGACUGAAUAUUCCCCAGCUAAAGUUGGGGAAUAUCCAAGUGAUAUUCCCCAAUUUUCAAAACUGCGCAUGUUGCAAAUAGUAUUUGAACAAUAAUAAACACGAUUUGGCACGAGAAUUUGGUUGGAUAUUUGUCAUUGAAUGUCCUCUAACUUUGUUCCUCAAAGCUCACAGAUUUCCGCAAGCAUAAACUGUUCGUUUCUCAGACAGAUGUCCAUGGACAAAUAUCCAAGCAUAUUUUCGCACCAAAUGGAGGCUUCUGUUUAUUUAGCCUGAUAUUAUGAGGAGAAAGGUGAUCAUGGUCACUCUUGGGAAUAAAAGGUUAGUAAGAACUGCAUGCUUUUCACCAGCAAGACAUCAUAAAGAGAAAUUCAAUCACAGUCUUGCUCUUUCAGAACCACACUGACCUAAAUAAAUUAUAUCAAAAGAUACAGAUGGCUGUGAGUCAGACUCCAUAGGGUCUGAUCACUGUGAAAUUUUGCUGGUUUGUAGCAUUUCAAAUGCAGUGAAUAAUUAAAAUUAUUGUCCCAUCUAGAAUGUGGUAAAACAAAUCCCCACGCUUCCCCCAUAGUUACCCAGUACAAACCCCUCAACUCCACCCCACCCAAUUUUUGAUGAAAACGAAAUUUAAGCAGAAAAAUUAUGAACAAGACACAGAGAUUGCUCUGUUAAGACACCUGCAAGUGUGAAAAGCCAACAAUAUUGCUUAUAAUAGCAUAGCUCUGACAGCUCAAAGGGCUGCCAAGCGGAGCACCACACCUAUAUAGGAAACUAAAGGAAACCCAGGCAUUGAUUUUCUCAUGGUUAUCAUGGCUAGUGGUAUUGCUCGUGCACGACUACGACAACAACAGUGGAGUCACGCAAGAUAGCAGCCAUACUCCAGCUUAUAGGUUGACAGAGACAUGCAGCAUUGGUUUAUAGCAUACUUCUUUGAUAUUGGACACAAAACAAGGUAUCCACUGACCAGUAUCACAUGACUAUAUCACUGGCUCAAGUUAAGAGCUCAUCGAGGUCACAUGUUUUUUUUAAGUUGACUGCUGACCAAGUGCUGGUUUUCCGGUUGGAUUGUGGGCUCAUGUCAGUUUAACUUGUAAAUAGUUGUUUGGAAGCCAGUUAAAGCUAACCCAGGAUUAAAAGUUAACCAAAGUAUCAAUUUUUCUUGUAUACAAGUGUUUUUCGCUACUUUAGUUUCGUGUAGUUUGAGAUUGUUCAAACUCAAAACAGAAGGCCAAACCAUAUAGAGAAAACCUCAACGAAAAGUUACAAAACUCCAAUCAAAAUGCUCGCACGUCCUGAUUUAGCUUAAUUGAGCUUUGAACAACCCAGCUCAGGAGCUCCACUUUUAGGCCUGGCUAAAUCUAUAUAUUACUAAAAGGAAAACUGAUCAAUCGGUAUACCACCAACAGCUUGCAUUCAGCACAAGUGCCUUAUCAAAGGUCAUCUGUGUCAGUCCAUAACUGGAAAAAUAUACAGCAAACACAAAUAGUAGAUUCAGUUUCACUUGUUUAUGUGAUGUCUGACCACAUAAUAAUCUGACUAAUGCCUUAAAAUAUUAACACUUCCAUAACAAAAUAAGUUCUUUAAAACUGUGUUUCUCUUAUGAUAAAUAAUAGUAUUUUACUUGACCAAUAGUUAAUUGAGGUCGGUCCAUCCUGUUUUAGAAUUGCAAUCUUUUGAAUAACACUCUUUUUCUAGACAAUUUCAAAAAUAUUUUGCAAGAUUAUCUCAGACUGAUCCUCAGUGAUCCAGGGACACAUCAUUAGGGCAGAGUAAAGAUUAAAAUAAGACUAAAAUAUAAGAUAAAUUAAAAAAUAACUCUGAUUUUUUUCUUUGCCAAUAUAUUCUGCCCCUGGGUUACCAACAUUAAGACAGACUUUCAGCAGAGUUAACUUAAGAAUAAUCUAGUUGAUCCUUUGCUAAUCGACAUCUUCCAUUGGUAACACCUUUACUGUACUGUCAUUCUGACCACACACAUCUCUACACCUUUUUAAAACCUCUCGUUCAUUCUGACAUUCGAAUGAAUUCAUUCCCUCGCCUCACCCCCUCCCCCUGCUCCUUACUUUUCUCAUUCACUCACAGUUUUGUUCCCUUUGCAUGCUUUUCUGGAAAUGCCUGCUACACAGGCUAAUGACCAUUGA
Orbicella faveolata is the source of this 3969-nucleotide messenger RNA. RefSeq names its product UPF0193 protein EVG1-like. NCBI's taxonomy places the organism in Eukaryota, Metazoa, Cnidaria, Anthozoa, Scleractinia, Merulinidae. The record is from RefSeq and is a predicted model, not a curated record.